Molecule: messenger RNA, 655 nt
Organism: Acipenser ruthenus (sterlet)
Lineage: Eukaryota; Metazoa; Chordata; Actinopteri; Acipenseriformes; Acipenseridae
Product: toll-like receptor 13
Exons: 1
Coding region: 39-626 (195 amino acids)
Biological process (GO): toll-like receptor signaling pathway; immune response; inflammatory response
Cellular component (GO): membrane
Molecular function (GO): transmembrane signaling receptor activity
Source: RefSeq, a predicted model, not a curated record
CUGAAUAUGUAUGGUAUAUUCUCAUAGUCAUCCUCGGAAUGACUGUCUUGUCGACUGUGGUUGUCCUGCUUUAUGUGUACCGUUGGAAGAUCUACUAUCAGUGGUACCUGCUGUUGUCCAAGAGGAAAGACACAGAAGUCUGGGAGAACAACCCCAGGUUUAAGUAUGAUGCUUUUGUUGCCUACUGCGAGAGGGAUUUUGAAUGGGUAAUCCACGAGUUGAUUCCCAACCUAGAGAACAACGCCGGUCUUCCGAACGUGAAGCUGUGUGUGUCGGACAGAGACUGGGAGCUGGGAGGCAACAUCCUGGACAACGUGGAGAGCAGCAUUCAGAGAAGCAGGAGGACCAUCUGUGUGAUAUCCACGAACUUCCUGAAGAGUGAGUGGUGCAAACUGGAAAUGAGCCUGGCACACAUGCAGCUCUUCUCAGAGAACAGAGAUGUCUUGGUUUUCGUAUUCUUGGAGAAGAUCCCUGUUGAAAGGUUGUCCCAGCACCAGAAGCUCCGCAGGGAAAUGUGUAAGAAAUCCUGCCUCGACUGGCCGGGAGGAGAAACAGCUGCUCAGAAAGUCUUCUGGGAGAAACUCAGAUCUCUCAUUUUCAAAAACCCUGUGGUCCAACAAAUUUAAACUAAAUGAAAAGUCUAUGGUGGAAACGA